Solanum pennellii is the source of this 429-nucleotide messenger RNA. RefSeq lists its product as uncharacterized. Lineage: Eukaryota; Viridiplantae; Streptophyta; Magnoliopsida; Solanales; Solanaceae. The transcript has a single exon. Bases 1 to 429 code for a protein of 142 amino acids. The record is from RefSeq and is a predicted model, not a curated record.
AUGGUGUUGCAGACUACUUAUCAAGACAAAGCUAUUCAGACUGAGAACAAAGAUGAAGAUACAAUUGAAAAGCUACUCAAAGCCAUUACUAAACUUUUUACUAAAGUGGAUAGUAUGGAGAAUGAGAUACAAACGCUAAAGAAUAAUGAAGAGAACAUGAAGUCUAAAGCUAGCAUAAGUCAGCAGCAUGACUAUAAAAAUGCGGAGCUACGUCGAUCGGAAGACGGUAAAAUUCCAGAGAUAAAAGGAGACGAUGGGAAACUCCCUAAAACCCAUAAUGUUUGUUUGAAUACAGCUGCAGGUACAAGCAGAAAAGUUAGUGAAAAACCACGAAAUACAAAUUUAAACCAGUUAUUUGCAAAACCAUUUAUUCAAUGUACACCAAAACAAAUACCCAUAGAACCACAAACUUCUACAUUUUAUGGAUAA